Acaromyces ingoldii is the source of this 3750-nucleotide messenger RNA. RefSeq lists its product as hypothetical. Bases 109 to 3669 code for a protein of 1186 amino acids. Gene Ontology annotation, biological process: spindle assembly; mitotic cell cycle; meiotic cell cycle. Lineage: Eukaryota; Fungi; Basidiomycota; Exobasidiomycetes; Exobasidiales; Cryptobasidiaceae. The transcript has 4 exons. Gene Ontology annotation, cellular component: gamma-tubulin complex; spindle pole; centrosome. The record is from RefSeq and is a predicted model, not a curated record. Gene Ontology annotation, molecular function: microtubule minus-end binding; gamma-tubulin binding.
CCCGUCUGCUAGGGCGACCAGGGGUCCGAAACGCCGCAUAUGGAGCGACCGUCUCGUCACCCACUGCGCUUAGUGACGGGGAGGUGGUCGCCCGAACGGAGCCGCAGCAUGAUCGAAUAUCAGGGGUCGAGCAAGAAGGACGAGCAUCUCUUGAGUCGGCUCCACGACCUCGCCAUCUCCAUAGCGCGUGAAGAUGUGGACGUGCCAGACGACGAGAGCAUUGCGAACAAUAAGCACGAAGAGAAUGCUCACAAGUACUCAGCACUACUAAGCAAGCAAAAGGAUAGACACGAACUCGGCAGGUCCGACGACGAUGUCAUCGACAACGCCAUGCGGUCCUUAAUUGUCAAGCAUAGUAUUGCGCUUCGACCAGUGGUCUCAGAGGCCAUUGCGAAGACGUACAAGAGCUUGAAGGAGGCCGUGCGAGUGAGCGAAGCCUCUGUAAGAGCAUCGAGGCAGCGCGCUGUCGACAGAGGAGUGAUGACGUACUUCGAAGAACCUGCUCUUAACAGCGAUAAUCUCGGCUCUGCCAUUCGGUUAAUCCUCUCACUCGCCGGCCCUCCCGACGUACAGACUGAGGUCUUUGCAAGUCUUCAGUCAGAGUCGCCCCGUGCUAGACUGUACCUCACUGCAGCAGAGAAGCAGGAUGCUGAACGGAGCGAAUGGAAGCGCAUUUUGGCCGAGGAAGGCGAUGAUGCUUUGUACAAGGACUAUGAAGACGAGGAUGGGAUGGAAAGCGAAGACUGGAGCGAUCUCGAGAGCAGUAAUAGCUCAAGCGAGCAAGAAGAAAGCGACAGAGAGGAUAUCAGGCUGGUUUUCAAAGAACGUUUGGAAGAUAGGGAGACGAAAGGGCAGUGUCUGCGAAAGGCCAGAGACGAGACCUUCGAGCAGAAUAAAAGCAGGAUCGCCGAGGAGUCUCUCGAACAGCAUCAAACGAAGCUUCGAGUCAUUGAUCAUGCUGAGGCUGCAGGCUACUGGGGAGAAGACCUGCCCGGAAGGCCUUCAGGGGCGAGCGGCUCGUACGACAUGACAUUUGAGGGUCGAUUCCUCCUCGAAGUCGAAGUCAUGCGAGAAGUUCUCAAAACACUUGAAGCCAGGACAGCAAAAGAAGGAAGCCCAAGCGUCCUCUUCGAAUGCCAAGAUGGUACCUGGUCGCUGCGGAAUGAUGCUGCACAGCUUCCACACCUCACUUCAGCGAGCUAUGCUUCCCUGCUCGCAGUGACCGCAGACAUGGCAACAUCGCUCUCGCUACUUUGGGGCUAUGUCGACGCGAUGACUAAAGAGAGCUUGUCAAGGACAGAUGUUCCUCCCACUGCUCAGCUAUGCGUCGAGGCGAUGGCUUCCGAGAUAGAAUCGCUGUUGGUGACUUUCGCCCAGAGACGAGCGAACUGGGAUUGCACACUCGCUGCUGCAAUGCGUACGUCCAGAGGGAGCAACUCAAGCUCAACGUCGACGACCGUCCACCUCGAAUCACUUCUUCGAUCGGAAUUCGCCACGCUCUCUAUGUUGGAAAGCGUUGUCCGAGAAAUUGGCGGGCUGGACGAACCUCGGCGCCUUCCAUCGGUCGCCAGCCUUCUGGAUACCCUUCAUCGAGCCUUGACUUUUGGCUUGUUGCUCCAAGACAAAGCAGAAGGAGAAUUGUCAGAUUACGCGCAUCAACCCAACACCUUGGACCUCGCCCGUUGCUUUCUCGUCACAGCAAGGCCCGCCUGGAACGACGUUCAGACGUGGCUCACUCGUGGAGCCUUUACAGUGGUCAAAGAAAAGGAUCGAUCGGAAGCGGCGUAUCGGCACUUUUUUGCCAAAUCAGGCGCUACAGAUGGUAUCCUGGAAGCCGAACACUGGAACAAAGGCAUCGCAGAGAUUCAAGACAGCUUUCCAAACUUCUUGCAGCCCCUUGCCUUGGACAUUAUGAUGACAGGCAAGACGGUCGGCUUGUUGAGAGCGAUGGGGUUCGAUGGAUUCCUGCGGUCGAUCUCGUGGACCGAAGAAAGCGACAAGUGGACUUUGGAAGCAAUCAUGAGAGCUAAUAUAGAGGGAGGGAUCACUGACGAAGAUCUGGAUGAUGAGGGAAGUGCAAGCCUGCCCUCGGAUGCAGGAAUGAACGCCCAAGAAGAGGGAAAUCUCUUUGUCACACAAAUGACGAGACAUUUCAAUGCAGUCCCCGAUGCGCGUCCGACUGACGAACUAGUCCACGAGGCGCUCUUCAGCCAUGGGCGUCGUUCGCCAAGAGUAAAGACCGUCACGACACCAGAAAAUACCGAUUCCCACGACGAGAUUGUACGGUGCCUGGACGGCAUCACCUUUCCUUCCGUCCUGGCAACACAGCUUUCGCCGAUCUUUUCGCUCGCUCGGAAACGGUUGCACGAUGUCCUAUUUGCUCCACGGGGCGAAGGUGGGUGCGAUCUGAUGCAGCACCUCGACACACUGCAAGGCCUUUAUCUCAUGCGACGAGGGGCGGACAUGGGAGCGUGGUGCGAGGCCAUCUUCGAGAGACUCGAUCGUGGACUCGCCAUUUCGGAUUUCCACAUUCUCAACAGCGCAUUUCGGGAGGAGACAUCGGCGCAUAGCUGGCUUGAUACAGGUCUGGUUCGUUUUUCAUGGGCAGGUGCAGCUUCCGAGACCCUUUCCGAAAUCCGCGACUUGCGCUGUAUCCUCGUCGAAUAUUCGGUCCCUUGGCCUCUCAAUUACCUCUUUACGCCGGCCGCGCUCAGAGUCUACCAAUCAAUCUUUACUCUCUUGCUGCAGUUGGCUCGAAGCAAGGCGGUGCUCGAUCGGACAGGCCGCGCCCGACCAGGCGUCUUCCUAGUCCGAGCUCGGCAACGUGACGGAAUGUCACUCCAGGAAGGCCACUUGCAGAUCGGCAACGGUAGAUCGACCGCUGCUCGCCCUCCUCUGGCGCAACCAAUGUCAGCUCUGCAAACGACGGAGAAUGCAGAAACGAGGCUGUUUUACGCUGUGCGCAGACGCUUCACCUGGAUCAUUUGCAUUUUUGGCGAAUACGUGGGCAGAGAUGUCAUCGAAAGCGAGAGCCAAAGAUUGCAUCUGCGAUUCCGAGAGGGUAUGAUCUCCUUCGAGGAUCUCAUUGAAUCGCACUCGAGCAGCCUGGAUCGUAUCGCUUGGCUGUGUUUCUUGAGCGACGCGCAUGGCGAUGACGAGGCGACCACGUUGGUCCGAAAGGCGCUGUUGGACAUUAUGGAUAUGGCUCUGAAGUUGGCAGGGGCAUUCGCAGCAUAUACAGGCGACUUCGAUGCGGAGCACAGCUUACACGUCGAGGAGCGCGAGAGAAAACAGAGAAGGAGGAGAAGAAGAGAGAGGAGGAGAAGCAAGGGCGAGAAGAGCAACAGAAGGGCAGGCACAGCGGACGAUGAAGAUGAGGAGGAAGAGGAGGAAGAGGAAGAGAUCAUGGGCGAAGUACAGAGGGAAGAGGGUCUGACGGCAGGAGGCGUGACGACGAUGAGCACGACCUUCAGCACCUUCUUCGAUGAAGACGACCACGACAGCAAUGAGAGCCUGCUCGGCUUCGUUCGACGUCUCGAUAUAAAGCUCGACGGUGCGCUCAACCUAAUACAGAAACAAUUGGGGGUGCUCGCAGCAAGGGCUAGCGGUGAGGCCAGGCACGAUGAUCGCGAGGCGCUACAAAACCUCCUCUUUGCUCUCGAAGGUUGAGCCAUGUCCGAAAGUUGUGACAAUUGUAUAGUAUUGGUACAGUGCAACAGAUGUGCAAUAGAGAAAAAGGACCUCACUACC